AUGAGUUUUAUAAGAAGAAGGAACCUAAUAAGCUUUGGCACCAAUGACAGUAAUGUAGAUCUGUUGGACAAGGAUGCCGUAAAAUACAUUCUAGAAAAAUGUCCGUCGAUAUUGGCAAGUAUCUACAGGAGGACUAAGCAAAAGAGCAAAGCUAUUCAAGCGCUCCAAUAUAAAAUAUCUGGAUCGAACAAGGUCAUAUACAACCAUGAGAUAUUGUACAAUUACAUCUACUUUGGGGACUAUGAUGGAGCACUAGAAAGAGCUGAAUCUUUAAGCUUCAGGGACGAACCAAUAGAACGGCUGCUGCUACAAAUAUUCAUCCAUAAGAAAACACAGAGUGAGAAGGUUUGCUGUGGAUCAGAUACCUACGAUGAGAUAAGCACCCGUGUAUUUCAAUAUUUAUCCACAUACUUUACCAUCGAUAUCCUAGACUACUUCAUCAAAGCUCUCAAGGACUUUUGCAAUAACAACACGGAAUGCAAGACUAAGUCAUGUGGAAACACCAAGAUUGCUUUGUUUAAGUCGCAAUGCAGCAAGGAUUAUUUAGAAAAGCUAAGUACAGAGUCUUUAAAGUACAUAUACCAUGAGCUAGAUAUAAUUGAGGCAUUGAGACUUAUAGUCCAUAGAAAUCCAAAGAGUAGUGAACGUUAUUUCAGAGAAUUUAUAGAAAGGUGUUUUCCAACCAACGAAGAAGUUAAGUCGAUUCUAGGAAGAUUCUACGUCCCUUCUUUGUUUGAACUUUUAAAAGAGAGGAAUUCCUUAACUGAAGAUAUAAUGAAGGUCAAAGAAUAUUAUACCAAGAGUUGUAAAGAAGUAAAGCUUGAAUCUCGAUACUGCAAAAAAGCGAAAAUGAUAGAAAAAAACACAUACCUGAGUACGUGUAAAACAUUCAAUAAAAAGAGAUAG
Encephalitozoon romaleae SJ-2008 is the source of this 906-nucleotide messenger RNA. RefSeq lists its product as hypothetical. The transcript has a single exon. The record is from RefSeq and is a predicted model, not a curated record. NCBI's taxonomy places the organism in Eukaryota, Fungi, Microsporidia, Unikaryonidae. The coding region runs from base 1 to 906 and encodes 301 amino acids.